Molecule: messenger RNA, 1924 nt
Organism: Maylandia zebra (zebra mbuna)
Lineage: Eukaryota; Metazoa; Chordata; Actinopteri; Cichliformes; Cichlidae
Biological process (GO): cell differentiation; regulation of transcription by RNA polymerase II
Cellular component (GO): nucleus
Molecular function (GO): sequence-specific DNA binding; DNA-binding transcription factor activity, RNA polymerase II-specific
Source: RefSeq, a predicted model, not a curated record
GUGGCGACCCCUAACAAUACUCAAGUAAAUCUAAAUAAAUAUCAUCCUUUUGGUAUGCUGACAGAAAUGGAGACGAUGGCUUAUGCAACCGAACUCAAGCUAAGUGGAGGCAGGGGAGCCUGGAGUGGAGUGGCUCCUUCCUCCUGCCCUGAGGUUGACCUGGAAGUCAUCGAGGAGUACCUGCAGGAGCAUUCACUGGAGGUCCAGCCUGCACACACGCCUGCAUCACCUCUGACCUCAAUGGGGCAACAUAUACACUCCCACCAAGGCAGCAGAAUUAUAGAGAAUAGUUGGUCAGGUCAGCAUGCUUACGAGUGGCACUGUGGCUCUCACAGUGAGGAAUACAGACAGCAGCCCCAAGCCUGGCCUAGUCCCCAUGACAACCAGUGGGGACACAUAGCAUAUUCCGAUGAGGCAUCUGGAUACAUUGACUCAGAUUCCCAGUCCAGUAGCUCCCAGUACCAGGAUUCGCCGUCACCAUCCUCUGACACAGGGAGCAGGAAGGACAGAGAUCCCCUGCCUCUUGCACCACUGUCAGGAAAGAGGAAGGAGCGGCUGUUCCAGUUCCUGUUUGAGAUGCUUCAGACGCCAUCGAUGCGUAGCUGCAUCUGGUGGGUCCAGUCCUCCUCUGGCACAUUUCAGUUCUCUUCCCAAAACAAGGAGAGCCUGGCCCAGCUGUGGGGUCGGCGAAAGGGGAAUCGCAAGCCCAUGACGUACCAGAAGAUGGCACGGGCUCUAAGGAACUACUCUCGCACAGGCGAGAUUCACAAAGUUAAACGGAAGCUCACUUACCGCUUUGAUGAGAAGACGCUAAAAUGUCUACAGGGAGACUCAAAUACAAAGUAGAAACAAUGAGUCUAUGUUAGCAUAGAAAUAGAAUAAGGACAAAGGAUGUCAAGGGAAAUCACUUUGGGUGUCCCAUGAAUCUCGUGUCUGCUUAUUAUAGUUCUGUGGCAUUUUGAAUAACAAAUGAAUACUGAGUAUUUGAAAGCCAGAAGCGGAUGCACCGUAGCUCAGAGUCAGUUAUACAUACAGACCCACAUUGUAUUCAGUGUGAGGGGAAGAACUGUAAAUGCAAACUUCAGGUACAGGCUAGGUGGGAUAGGUGAUCUGGCUUUUAUCAUGUAAAUCGAAAAGGUUAUUGUAGAACAUCUACUUUAUAAGUAGAACUUAAAUCCUUCAAAUAAAAGUAGCAUAUUUCUCUUCUUUGUGUGUGAUUCUGUAUCGCAGAUAUUUAGCAGAUACAGUUUACAAUCAUCUUCUUCAUUUUGGUUAAGAAAACAUGAUCUGUUUGUGUCAAAAAUGUCUUUUUUAUGAUAAAAUAAAUCUGCACAUAUUUUUGAACAUCUGACUAUAUGCUUGUGUGUGUGUGUAAAAUGCUAAAGAUAACCCGUACAGUGCAUGUGGCUCAAAUAAACACAGACAUGGACGGACAGACCUGCACCCACAGCCAAAAUUGUAUGCAAAGUGAGCAUGCAGGGAAAAACCGCCACUAAAAACAGACGUGUUAAUCAGUAACAUCUAAAGAGUUUGCACACACAGAAGCGAGCACACACAGAUACACACCCUAACUUUGAUGAGAAGUAGACUUUUUUUUCUAUAAAGCUGCCAAACUGAGUGUCAAUCCCAAGUUAAAUAAACAAUAGUACCUAUUGUACUAUUGUACUAGUACUUGAUUUAUAGAACACACUCACAGGUUUUGUUCCAGUAGUUUCUUCGUGCCACAUUUGCAAUGUCAGGUAGUAAAAGUGACUCAUUGGUGUAUCAUGUAUUGUAUUUCUGUAUGAUUUUGACCUGUUUCGAUACUUUCAUUCCAAAAGAAAGGCAGAAAAGAAAUUCUACCUUUUCCUGAAAUCCACGUUUCCUUUACUGCGGUUACCAAGUACCUCGUGGCUUAAAAUUUAACAGUCAAAACUAAGAUCUA